AUGCCAGAUCGAGAUCUCCGCCUACUCGCGCUCGAUGGCGGCGGAGUCCGUGGCUUGUCAGCCUUUAUGAUCCUCCAGCAGCUCAUGGAGACUGUAGACCCAGAGAAUCCUCCGAAGCCAUGCGACUAUUUCGACAUGAUUGGGGGAACAAGCACUGCUAGACUUGUCGCAAUUAUGCUCGGCCGCCUGAAGAUGAGUAUCGACGACUGCAUCGAUGCCUACCUGUCGCUUUCGGACCAGGUUUUCGAGAAGAAGAGGCAUCGCGUCACAGUAAAGGGUAAUAUUCAGGGCAGGUUUGACUCGGAAGAGCUGGCCCGAGCCGUCAAGGAAGUGGUCACAGAGCAAGGGUUGCAGGUGGAUGCGUUGCUCAAAGAUGUAUCAGAUGAUCCAUGCAAGGUAUCCAGGUUCGUGUGCGCGACAAGCAAAGAGACGAGCGAAACAGUAUACUUGACAAGCUACAAGUCGCCGCGUGGCGGGAGUGACCUCCUUAAUAGCGUUAAGAUCUGGGAAGCCUGCCGUGCAACGUCAGCGGCGUCCUCCUUUUUUGAUCCUAUUGCUGUCGGACGGUAUAGAGAAGAGUUUGUAGACGGAGCAACGGGAGCUAACAAUCCGAUAUGGGAGGUCUGGAAUCAAGCUCAGCUUAUGUGGGGGCCGCAGCCGCUCGAGGGCCGGAUCAAAUGUGUAGUUUCGAUCGGUACUGGCGUCCCCUCCUUAAAACCAUUUCGGGACGAUGUCUUACAUAUUGGUGAGACGCUUAUUACCAUUGCUACAGAGACGGAGCAGACGGCAGAAAAAUUUCGGCGAGACAAGUCACACCUCGAGGAUAAUGGUCAAUACUACCGGUUCAAUGUUGAUCGAGGUCUAGAGGAGAUCGGGCUCGAGGAGUCGAAGAAGAGGAAAGAGAUUGCCGCGGCUACACGACGCUAUAUCGGAUCUCAGGGUGUGUUUAAGCAAUUGCAGGCAUGUGCAAACAAUAUAGCAGGAAGAGAAUACUUUGGAGAAUAUCGAAUAGUCUUCAGUCUCAAAGGUAUCCCAAGAGUGAGCAAAUUUAUAGAACGACCUACCGAGAUGGCAGAGCUUGAACGAGUGCUCCUCCCAGAACGGUAUAGCUGUCAGCAGAAGAGACUUGUACUUCAUGGGCUCGGUGGGAUUGGUAAGACACAGUUAGCGGUGGAGUUUGCCUCACAGCAUCAGCGCAGGUUUAGUGCCAUAUUCUGGCUAGAUGGGAGGAGCAAGGACAGCCUCGUACAGAGCAUUGCAAGCUGUGCGAGCAGAAUCCCAGAAGGCCAGAUUUCCGAGUCGAGUAGGACAUACUAUGCUGGCAGUAAGGUCGACAUCAACAUAGUUGUCCGAGAAGUCAUGGGCUGGCUUGCUCAGGAGGACAACGCUAUGUGGCUGCUUAUCUUCGAUAAUGUCGAUAGGGAUUACAACGGUCACAAUCCUAAUCCUGACGCAUACGACAUGAUGCACUACUUUUCUGGCGCCGACCAUGGCUCUGUGCUAAUCACAACUCGACUAGCCAAGCUGGAGCAGCUUGGGAACUCGCAGCAUUUGGGAAAGGUUGAUCAGGAUCAAGCACGAGCUAUUCUUCAGACCCGGUAUAAGAGGAAGCAUGACCCAGCUGAAGGCGACCGCCUAUUGGACUUCUUGGACGGCCUUCCGCUCGCAAUUGCACAGGCAGGUGCAUUUCUACAUGAGACUGGAGUUGAGCCUCAAAGAUAUGUCGAGUUCUACAAGGAGAAGUGGAAAGAGCUUAUGGAAUCCUGUGACUGGGAGGGCGCCCCACUCCAGGACUACCCCGAUCGCAAUGUCUGGACGACCUGGGCUAUCUCAUUUGGUGCCAUUCGAAAAACUCACGAAACUGCGGCCAACCUUCUUCUUCUCUGGGCAUUUCUCAACAACAAAGAUCUGUGGUACGGUUUAUUUGCAGCAGCAUGCAAUGCGUCUACGACUACUGCGACACGCCUAUCAGAAUGGAUUGGAGACAUCGCAACGAAUGAGUUAGCCUUUACAAAAGCAAUUCGAUUACUACGCAACUAUUCAUUAAUUGAGGAUGUUCAAGGCCUAAGAGGCUAUGCUACUCACCCAGUUGUCCACAGAUGGGCGUACUACUCCCAGGGUGAGGAUUUGCGACUACAACUUGCUCAGCUAGCAGUAAUCGUUGUUGGAUGGGCCGUACCCCAUAGCUCAUCGCUGGACUCAUCUGCUCUACAACGCCGGCUUCUACCUCACGCGCAAGCGUGUUCUCGCUGGGUUGUGAUGAAAGGGGCACGGCAAUGGUCUACUCAGGAAAGCGGAAGCAGUGAGAUCAAGUUAGUUCAAGAACGAGUUGGGAUACUAGGUGCAGUUCACAACUUAGGGAUUCUCUACCAAGAGCAAGGCAAGCUCGACGAGGCAGAGAAGACGUACCAGCAGGCGCUGCAAGGCAAAGAGAAGGCGCUCGGUGCAGAGCAUACGUCGACUCUCCGCACAAUUAAUAAUUUAGGGAGUCUCUACAAAAACCAGGGCAAGCUCGACGAGGCAGAAAAGAUGUACCAGCGGGCGCUGCAGGGCAACGAAAAGGCGCUCGGUGCAGAGCACACGUCGACUCUUGACACAGUUAAUAACCUAGGGAUUCUCUACCAAGAGCAAGGCAGGCUCGACGAGGCAGAGACAAUAUACCAGCAAGCGCUGCAAGGCAGAGAAAAAGCGCUCGGAAUAGAGCAUACGUCGACUCUGAGCGUAGUCAACAACCUAGGCAAUCUCUACCAAGAGCAAGGCAAGCUCGACGAGGCAGAGAAGAUGUACCAGCGGGCGCUACAGGGCAAAAAGAAGGCGCUCGGUACAGAGCAUACGUCGACUCUCCGCACAGUCAAUAAUCUAGGGAGUCUCUACCAAGAGCAAGGCAGGCUCGACGAGGCAGAGGAAAUGUACCAGCGGACGCUGCAAGGCUACAAGACGGCUCUUGGUACGGAUGUUGAAACCUACAUCCCGGCGCUUCACACAAUAUGGGGACUCGCUUCUCUUUUCGAAAGUCGAGCUGACCUUGCGAAAGCAAGGAUCAUGUAUUCAAAGGCUCUCGAAGGGUACGAGAAAGCUGUCGGACCAGACCAUCCAAGGUCACAGAACCUGCGGGACAUAUUGCAUGCGUUAGGUGCUGAGAACAACAAGUGCUAG
Molecule: messenger RNA, 3156 nt
Organism: Hyaloscypha bicolor E
Lineage: Eukaryota; Fungi; Ascomycota; Leotiomycetes; Helotiales; Hyaloscyphaceae
Product: FabD/lysophospholipase-like protein
Exons: 5
Coding region: 1-3156 (1051 amino acids)
Biological process (GO): lipid metabolic process
Cellular component (GO): kinesin complex
Molecular function (GO): protein binding
Source: RefSeq, a predicted model, not a curated record